AUGGACCUCACUCAUAUGAUGUUUGCAGAUGACUUGCUGCUGUUUGCUAGGGGUGAUUCUGAUUCUGUUACCUUUAUCUUCUCAGCGUUUAGUAAAUUGUCUGCUGCUUCUGGUCUUCAAGCAUAUCUCCAUAAAAGUGAGGUUUAUAUUGCUGGUGUGCCUACAGAUGUUGUUGAUCAGAUUGUUGAGUCUUUGGGUAUUAUUAAAGGAAGCUUUCCAGUGAAAUAUCUGGGGGUUCCUUUAACUACAAGGAAACUCAGUUACACUGAAUGCAAACCUCUUAUUGAAAAAACAGUAGCAAGAAUUAAGAGCUGGUCAGCUAGAUUGCUCUCUUAUGCUGGUAGACUUCAAUUGAUUAAGUCAGUUCUCUUUGGGAUUCAGCUGUAUUGGUGCCAGACCUUUGUUCUCCAAAAGAAAGUUAUGAAAGAAGUUCACAGAAUUUGUAGAAGCUUUCUGUGGACUGGUUCUGAGGUUGGGUCAAGGAAAGGACCUGUUUCUUGGGAGCAGUGGUGUCUUCCAAAGAGCAAUGGAAGGUGGAAUUUGAAGGACCUUACAAUUUGGAACAAAGCAGCUGUUAUGAAGCACUGCUGGGCUCUAUCUAUGAAACAAGAUAGGUUGUGGAACAGAUUAGCUACAAAAGAUAGGCUUAUCAGUUGGAACCUGCCUAUUCAGAGAAGUUGUGGGUUGUGUCAGGUGCAUGAUGAAACACUUUGUCAUCUCUUUUUUGAGUGUAGUUAUGCCAAUGAAAUUUGGACAGCAGUGUUGCAGGAACUUGGUAUAGUUAGGGGAUGCCUUUCUUGGCAGGAGGAGCUUAGAUGGGUUGCUAAGAAGAGUAGAAGCACUAGAUUAAGUAAUAUUAAAUGUAGUGUUGCUUUCAUUGAGACUGUGUAUGCAGUCUAG
Molecule: messenger RNA, 900 nt
Organism: Spinacia oleracea (spinach)
Lineage: Eukaryota; Viridiplantae; Streptophyta; Magnoliopsida; Caryophyllales; Amaranthaceae
Exons: 2
Coding region: 1-900 (299 amino acids)
Source: RefSeq, a predicted model, not a curated record